This is a messenger RNA of Lipotes vexillifer (Yangtze River dolphin), 520 nucleotides long. RefSeq names its product oocyte-secreted protein 2. Lineage: Eukaryota; Metazoa; Chordata; Mammalia; Artiodactyla; Lipotidae. The annotation marks the transcript as partial. The transcript is spliced from 4 exons. The record is from RefSeq and is a predicted model, not a curated record.
AUGGCUUCAGAAAUCUUGAUUCUCCUUGCUGCCUUGAUUUGGCCUUGCGCUGAGAACAUCAACGUGAAAAUAAGUUGUUCUAUGGACUGGUUGAUGGUCUCUGUAAGCCCAUGUGCAUACAGCAGCAAUUUGUAUAUAUUUGCUGAUGAAUUAUAUCUGGGAUCGGGUUGCCCUGUGACUCGGAUACAAACAUAUGCCUAUGAUUUUAUAUACCCUGUGCAUGACUGUGGGAUCAGGACAAAGGUUGUUUCAGAGGAUACUCUCCUUUUUCAAACAGAGGUGUACUUUAACCCUAGGAAUAUACAUUGUGACCCUCAGAAAAUCCCUUUGGAAUGUUCUGCCUCUAGGAAAUCAGUGUGGCUUACACCAGUUUCUACAGAUAAUGAAAUAAAAUUGGAUCCCAGUCCCUUUAUUGCUGAUUUUGAGACAACACCAGAAGAGUUAGGAUUAUUAAAUUCUAGUCAAACUGACUCCAUAUUUACAGAGAAAUUGAAACUUGGAAAUUGGGCUCAUGAAUUUU